Messenger RNA from Drosophila rhopaloa, 1840 nucleotides. It is a transcript of the gene cry, whose product is annotated as cryptochrome-1. The coding region runs from base 143 to 1771 and encodes 542 amino acids. Gene Ontology annotation, molecular function: DNA binding; FAD binding. The transcript has 4 exons. Gene Ontology annotation, biological process: entrainment of circadian clock by photoperiod; circadian regulation of gene expression. The record is from RefSeq and is a predicted model, not a curated record. Gene Ontology annotation, cellular component: nucleus; cytoplasm. Lineage: Eukaryota; Metazoa; Arthropoda; Insecta; Diptera; Drosophilidae.
CAUUCGCCAAUUAGCAGCCGGCGCGAGCGCGUCGCGUGUGCGGUAAAAAUAUUUCCCCUUAUUCCGAAUUUUUCCCAGCUGGAAAACUGUUCUCCCCGAUCAAUAUCGAGAGUGAUCACUGUUUGAUUUAACCCGAAACAAGAUGGCCACUCGGGGAGCGAAUGUGAUGUGGUUCCGCCACGGAUUGCGGCUGCACGAUAAUCCCGCCUUGCUGGCCGCCCUCGCUGACAAGGAUCAGGGUAUAGCCCUAAUUCCAGUGUUCAUAUUCGAUGGAGAGAGUGCAGGAACCAAGAACGUGGGCUACAAUCGGUUCCGCUUUCUGCUGGACUCGCUGCAGAAUAUCGAUGAGCAAUUACAGGCGGCGACCGAAGGACGUGGACGUCUCCACGUCUUCGAGGGCGAACCGGCGCAUAUUUUCCGGCGGCUAAACGAGCAAGUGCGUCUGCACAGGAUUUGCAUGGAGCAGGAUUGCGAGCCAAUUUGGAACGAUCGCGAUGAAACCGUCCGUUCGCUGUGCCGGGAACUAAACAUCGAUUUCGUAGAGAAGGUAUCACACACGCUGUGGGAUCCGCGCUCGGUGAUCGACACCAAUGGGGGCAUUCCACCGCUUACCUACCAGAUGUUCCUGCAUACUGUGCAGAUAAUCGGGCUACCUCCGCGUCCCGCCGCCGAUGCUCGACUUGACGACGCCUCCUUCGUGGAGCUGGCCCCCGAGUUGCGCCGGAGUCUUGGCUAUUUCGAGAAGCUGCCUACGCCGGAACAUUUCAACGUAUACGGCGACAACAUGGGCUUUCUGGCCAAGAUCAACUGGCGUGGCGGGGAGUCGCAGGCACUCCUUCUGCUGGAGGAGCGGCUAAAGGUGGAGCAGCAUGCCUUCGAGCGGGGUUUCUACCUGCCUAACCAGGCGCUGCCAAAUAUCCUGGAUACGCCCAAGUCGAUGAGCGCCCACUUGCGCUUCGGUUGUCUGUCGGUACGCCGCUUUUACUGGUGCGUCCACGAUCUCUUCAAGAAUGUCCAGCUGCGUGCCUGUGUGCGGGGCGUUCAGAUGACGGGCGGAGCCCACAUCACGGGCCAGUUGAUCUGGCGGGAGUACUUCUACACCAUGUCGGUGAACAAUCCGAACUAUGACCGCAUGGAGGGCAACGAGAUCUGCCUGAGCAUUCCGUGGGCCAAGCCGAACGAGGACCUUCUGCAGCGCUGGCGCCUGGGCCAAACUGGAUUCCCAUUGAUAGAUGGCGCCAUGAGGCAGCUCCUGGCCGAAGGAUGGCUGCACCACACGCUGCGCAACACGGUAGCCACCUUCCUCACGCGCGGCGGAAUGUGGCAGAGCUGGGAGCACGGACUGCAGCACUUCUUGAAGUAUCUGCUGGACGCCGAUUGGUCUGUCUGCGCUGGCAACUGGAUGUGGGUCUCCAGCUCGGCCUUCGAGCGGCUGCUGGACUCCUCGCUGGUCACCUGCCCGGUGGCUCUGGCCAAGCGGCUUGACCCGGAAGGGGCCUACAUCAAGCAGUACGUCCCAGAGUUGAUGAAUGUGCCAAAGGAAUUUGUUCAUGAACCCUGGCGAAUGUCCGCCGAGCAGCAGGAGCAGUACGAGUGCCUCAUCGGAGUCCACUAUCCGGAGCGGAUCAUCGACCUCUCCAUGGCCGUGAAGCGCAACAUGCUGGCCAUGAAGGCGCUCCGCAACUCGCUGAUGACCCCGCCCCCGCACUGCAGGCCAUCCAACGAGGAGGAGGUGCGGCAGUUUUUCUGGCUGGCGGAUGUAGCUGUUUAAUGUAAUAUAACCCAAGUGAACUUUUAUCAGCAUACACAAUAAAGGAACUAGUACCAUUCGUAUAUUAUA